GCGCCUUAAUUGCUAAAUCUAUCAGCUCAUUCAGUACAACUUCAUUUCAGGUUCUUGCAGGUUCUCUCCUCUCUUUCUCUCCCACACACAAAACAGACAUGGACUGCGUUGUUUUGCUUCCUGUUCUUCAUAAGUAACCACUUAAGUUUGUUGGUGGGAGAUGCAGAAGGAAAUUAGAGCGGCCUUGCUUUUUGGGUUGGUGGUAUGGGUAUAUCAGGCAACCAACCCUCCACCUCCAAAGAUUUGCGGUACCCCAGGCGGCCCUCCUAUUACAGCACCUAGAAUAAAAUUGAGGGAUGGGAGGUAUUUGGCCUACAAGGAGCAUGGUGUCUCUAGAGAAACUGCCAAAUAUAAGAUCAUAUAUGUUCAUGGCUUUGCCUCUAUGAGACAUAAUACAAUGAGCGUGGAAAAACUCUCUCCGGAAGUUGUUGAGGAGCUGGGAUUCCACCUUGUGUCCUUCGACCGGCCGGGUUAUGGAGAAAGUGAUCCACAUCCAAAGCGAACUCCGGAGAGUUUAGCUUUAGAUAUAGAAGAGCUUGCGGAUCAUUUAGAAUUUGGAUCCAGAUUUUAUGUGAUGGGGUUUUCUAUGGGAGGUCAAGUGGUCUGGGGCUGCCUCAAGUACAUCCCUCACAGGCUAGCAGGAGCAACUCUAAUUGCGCCUGUUGUCAACUACUGGUGGCCUGGCUUUCCUGCCAACUUAUCAACAGAAGCCUACUACCUACAGCUACCUCAGGACCAGUGGACAUUGCGUGUUGCUCACCAUGCUCCAUGGCUCACCUAUUGGUGGAACACUCAGAAAUGGUUUCCUGCAUCGGCGGUUGCAGCCCGUAAACCUGAAGUUUUCUCCCGUCAGGAUUUAGAACUCCUUUCCAUGGAGACAGAUGGAAGAAUGAACAUGCCACAAGCAAUGCGGCAAGGAAAAUUUGAAACCAUACAUCGAGACAUGAUGAUUGGGUUUGGGAAGUGGGAAUUCGAUCCCAUGGAUCUUGAAAAUCCCUUUCCUGACAAUGAAGGCUCGGUUCAUCUAUGGCACGGUGAUGAAGAUAAGAUGGUGCCUGUUAUCUUGCAACGAUAUAUUGCCCAAAGACUUCCCUGGAUAAACUACCAUGAGAUAUCUGGCUCUGGACACAUGUUCCCUUACAUCCCAGAGAUAUGCGAAGCGAUCAUAAAGACUCUUUUGCUUGAAAAAAACUAGCCCUCUUUCGAGCUUAGUAGGCGUCAGCAUUUGUUUGCCUUUCUUCUUAGGUUCAUGGCACCGUAACCUUGUUCUAUUCUUAGUUUCAAACAAUAUU
This is a messenger RNA of Populus euphratica (Euphrates poplar), 1292 nucleotides long. RefSeq lists its product as uncharacterized. The record is from RefSeq and is a predicted model, not a curated record. Lineage: Eukaryota; Viridiplantae; Streptophyta; Magnoliopsida; Malpighiales; Salicaceae. Bases 161 to 1195 code for a protein of 344 amino acids. The transcript is spliced from 5 exons.